Messenger RNA from Pelmatolapia mariae (spotted tilapia), 3279 nucleotides. RefSeq names its product ring finger and FYVE-like domain containing E3 ubiquitin protein ligase (gene rffl). The record is from RefSeq and is a predicted model, not a curated record. The transcript has 8 exons. The coding region runs from base 212 to 1252 and encodes 346 amino acids. Gene Ontology annotation, biological process: protein K48-linked ubiquitination; negative regulation of extrinsic apoptotic signaling pathway via death domain receptors; proteasome-mediated ubiquitin-dependent protein catabolic process. Gene Ontology annotation, molecular function: ubiquitin protein ligase activity. Gene Ontology annotation, cellular component: plasma membrane; cytoplasm. NCBI's taxonomy places the organism in Eukaryota, Metazoa, Chordata, Actinopteri, Cichliformes, Cichlidae.
UGUGUGUGUGGCCGAAGUCUUCCUGGUUGGCUGUGUUGUUGUCUCAGCCCUCGCAGUGUCUCUGUGCUCCUGUUAUUCCUUCACUUCCUCCUUGAGGCCGUCGUCAUGUUGUUUAACUAACUAGCAGCUGCUGGUUAGUGUUUCUUAACUACCAUCAACUUGUCCGGGAGUUAGCUAUCUGCUAGCUCUAGCAACCCUGUCAUCAACAGCCAUGUUUGCGUCCUGCUGUAACUGGCUCUGUAUGGACACGGCCGAUGCGGAUCAGCCCACUCGAAGCGACAGACGUCAUCAGUCCUACACCAACUCGGCCUUCACCAGCCAGCCGUCUCCUCCACCUGAACACACCUGUAAGGCCUGCGGGGGGCGGCUCGACACACCUGCCAAAAAACACGUGUGCGUCGACUGUAAGAAGAACUACUGCAGCCGCUGCUCCGCCCAGCAGGCGCCUCGGCCACGCCUCUGUCACACCUGUCAGCGUUUCUACGGCAACCUGCUGGAGCGGGCAGAGCUGAUGAAGCUGAAAGUGAAGGAGCUCCGGGACUACCUGCACCUGCACGAGGUUUCCACCCACAUGUGCAGAGAAAAGGAGGAGCUGGUGGAGCUGGUUCUGGGUCAGCGGCCGUCCCCGUCGAGCAGCUCCGGCCCCGAGACCCCGAGCACCCACCCGCCCUCUGUGACCUCUCGCUCGCCGGCACCUCGCAUCUCCACCUCCACUCCCGAGCCCCCCACACCUACACCAACUCCAACUCCCGACCCCCCCACUGCACACCCCGAGGCCCCAGCCCCACCCACAGAGACAGCCCCUGCUGAGCCUGACAUUCAGGAUGAAGACCAGACCUGGGACCCCGAAGAGGCCCCGGUUCCUGGCCGCAGGGCGUCCCUGGCCGACCUCACCUGCCUGGAUGACAUCGAGGCGCUCAGCGUCCGGCAGCUGAAGGAAAUCCUGGCCAGGAACUUCGUGGACUACAAAGGCUGCUGUGAGAAGUGGGAGCUGAUGGAGAGAGUGAGGCGUCUGUACCAGGACCAGCAGAACCUGCUGGCUGCCAACGCUGUGAACGCUUCAGAGUCGGGUGGUGUUGGCACCGGAGGUCUGGAGGAGAACCUCUGUAAGAUCUGUAUGGACUCUCCCAUCGAUUGCGUGCUGCUGGAGUGCGGUCACAUGGUCACCUGCACAAAGUGUGGAAAGAGAAUGAGUGAGUGCCCCAUGUGCCGCCAGUACGUCAUCCGAGCCGUCCACGUCUUCCGGUCCUGAUCCUGGCUGAGGCUGAACCCAGGACCGACUGCCUCCAAAGCAAUAAACUGUAAUCAGGUCUUUCUGAAGGGAACUUGACAGAAUGGGCUUUUAUUUUGAUAACUUUAUUUUUCUAAUGGAAAUCGAAUGUGCGGUAUGACUGUCUGAAGACGGUGAGACGCGACCUUACCCCACCUUCAGAGCUGCUGUUUAGAUGCACACACUGAAUGUACAAAUUCUCGCUGCGGAGGAUGUCCACCGCGCAUUUGUGAACUAAUUGAUUAAGAAACCACUGUGCCUUCAUCGCCGCCUCGCUCUGACCUGCGGCCGUCAGCCUGCGCACAGCCAGGCAGGAAUCUACCAAAGCAGCAGGUGAUGACAACCAGGAAGUCCUCACAGUGCCUUCAAGUCCACACUUGGUCUGCAUUCUUAUCACAGUCAUGUUUACGCUGCAAUAAGGAAGUGAAGCGAACAGCAGCCGGCCCACAGUGUACAGACGGCUCUCAGCCUUCAGUGUAAUAACAGCAGCAUGGACACGGGCAGCAGCUUCAGUGUGUUCUAUACAGAAAAUUAAUGAUGCAUUCUUCACAUGACACCAUCUGUUCAGCCAGAUUUCUAUUUUACAAAUAGUUUGCAUAAUUACCUUUUUUUUUUUUAAGGAAAUACUCAGGGAACCAUCUUUAAAUAUCUAUUUUUGUCUGAAGGGCAGCUCAAACCUGCAAAGAUGUUCCCGUUAUUGUUACAGAAGGAACAUCUGCAGUCACGUCUCAUAUUCACACUAAAUUUACCCUCAGUCACUGUGUCACUAACAGGAAACCACAGGAACAUGAAAAUCAGUAUACUUCUAAUUACCAUUUACAGUAAAGUCCAAUUGUACACCUUCACAUACGUGACAUCAUAGCAGGAACCAGCAGGGGGCAGCACACACAUUACCUGAACUAAACAAACUCGAAGGAUGGGACCAAGUGCAUAACGUGGAGCCGGCCUGGCGCUUCCCCUGACGUCCGUGCACACACUCACAUUUCUGAAUAUUUUUAGGGCAACAAAGGAGUUCACGAUGAAGGAUUCAGACUUUGGUGGAGAAAUUUCAGGACAGCAUUCAGAUGGGGUGCUCAUCACAAGGAACAAAGUCCGGAAACCGCGAUUCCCAGCUAACGUGUCGGCGUGUAACCACUUGCAGACUCAGUCAGAGGACAGAUUUCUUCCUGAAACAUGAUUCCUGGCCUGGACCUCCAGCUCUUCAUCCUCUCUGCCUGGAAACGACAUAAACUGGAGGUUUGGGUGAAGCUGCAGCUUUAAACGUAUUAGCAGGUGUACUGGAAACAGCAGAGGCCCUGAAACGCUUCCAUGAGGGACUCCUUAUUAAAGACAGAGGAAGACUGUUUGUGUGUUUUUGAGCUUUUAAACUUUUUGGAUUUAAGUUGACUUUGUUUGCACUAAACUGUUGAUUUUAAACUGUUUUUCUUGUAGAAUGAGGUUUGCAGGAGGAUGGUUUGUCCUUUUCCCAAGGUUUUUGUUCUAGUGAAAUCACUGUUUGAUCUUUGUUGUGAACAUUUUGGAUUCAGAUGGUGUGUUACUUGCUGGCCUUUAACCUGUAACUUCUUCCUCUGUGGUGCAGCGGGAUCAUGCGAGCUCAGCUCAGGAGCUCACACUGCACUUUGGUUUCUCCCACGUUAGAAAGAGUCUCGUCUUCAUCGCAGCUCUGAGAGCUUGUAGCUGAAACUUACACAGGACCUUGUGUCUGUGAGCACGGUGAGGCGGAGCCAGUGCAAGCAGCACAGCUGGAGUGUUAACCUCUAAUCCAGCUGGUUUCUCAUUAGUCCACUGGCUUCGAGCUUUUUAAAAGGACACACUGUGAUCUGCAGAUUUUCAGUUUUUACUUUAGCUGCCUCACGUUGACCUGUCUUCACCUCUGUGUUGGGAACCUUUAUUAAGACUCGGAGUGUUUCUGCAGCUACCAGUGAGACACAUUUUUGCAGAGGGACAGGAAGCUUUAGUUUUCUGAGUGAGCUUUGCAUCGUAUUCUAAUAAAACUUGAUUUUCAUUGA